Messenger RNA from Mangifera indica (mango), 1325 nucleotides. RefSeq lists its product as uncharacterized. Bases 400 to 885 code for a protein of 161 amino acids. Gene Ontology annotation, molecular function: protein binding. Gene Ontology annotation, cellular component: SCF ubiquitin ligase complex. Gene Ontology annotation, biological process: protein polyubiquitination; SCF-dependent proteasomal ubiquitin-dependent protein catabolic process. The record is from RefSeq and is a predicted model, not a curated record. Lineage: Eukaryota; Viridiplantae; Streptophyta; Magnoliopsida; Sapindales; Anacardiaceae. The transcript is spliced from 4 exons.
ACUACGGAGACAGCCAUGUGCGCUGCGUUGGUCCGCUAGAAACCGUGGUCAUCACAGAAGCAACGGGCGUUUCUUGAAAAGGAAAAAGUGAUACUUCCUUUUUCAUGGGUAUUUCUUAAGAGCAAUAUUUUUUACACUCGGAAGAGCUAGAACAUCCUAUAUAACGACACCGUUUUAUCAUCUAUCAAAGUUCGAAGUCAUAAAAUGACAGCCAGCUUCCACAUGUUGAAUAGUUACGUAUCAGGGCGAAAAAUAAUAGAUAAAGUUUUGACCUUUUUGGGUGUAAUUGUCAUAAAAUUAAUAAAGAUAGAAUCAUUUCGUUUCGUUUCAUUUUGAUUCCAAACUGAAGAAGGAGAAGAGCUAAAAAAAAAUCGCUGUAACGAGAAAUCUCAGCAAAUAAUGAAGCAAUCGCAGUGUAUAAUUCAAAGUGCACUCCCUGAUGAUAUUCUCCUGAAGAUUGCUUCAUUCCUUCAGGAACCAGAAGUGUGUGCUUUGGGAAGUUGUUCACAGUUUUGGAGAAACUUAUGUGGGUCGGAUUGCAUAUGGGAAUCUCUUACAAAACAAAGAUGGCCACUUCUGUCCCUGUUCGAUACACCUUCUGUAACUGGAUGGAGAGGAUUAUAUAUGAAACGGCAUAAUGAGAUGGCAAGUGGAACAAGAGAUGUGAUUAAUUAUGUGGAGCAAUGUAUGCGAUCAGAUUCACUAGAGGUUGGAGAUUAUUUACAGGCAAUUGAUGACCUGAACACUAUGCAGCUUGGAUUCAAAGAUGUGCAGAUGUUUCUGUUUAAGCCGAAACUGAAUGUGCUGCUUAACUUGGUUGGCUUGCACUACUGCAUUUUCUGGCUUAAAAUGCAGAACACAAUAAUUGGCAGCCUGAGAUUGUAAUGGAAGCACUUCAGAGUUGCAAGAUUUCAGAGCGUCAAGUGUGUGUGAAAUGGUGGAAGCUUGGCAGGUGGUUCUAUGGCUUCCGGAUGCGGGACGAAUCUCAUUCCCGUUGGGUCUCUCUGGCAGAUCUUGCAAUGACAAAAGAAGCAGAGGUUCUAGGAGUGCUCCACCGCGGUGCCAUUCAUGAGGUUUUACGAGUUCAGAUCUUUUUUGUUAAUUCCUCGUGCACUCCAUGGUGUUGUCAAAGCUCCCAGGCUCUGGGUUAAAAAGGUUACAAUGAUGCUUAUAUGUACAUAAGCUUCUUUUACCUCAAAUAUGUGCUUGUCUAUGUCAUAAAAUCAUAAAUAUAGCAAAUUGUAGCAAUACUUAAUGAUCUUUGAAACAUCAUAUCCAAAGAAAGUUUGAUUAAAAUUUGCAGCGUGCACAUAGCUGUUCUUUUC